Chrysochloris asiatica (Cape golden mole) is the source of this 1025-nucleotide messenger RNA. RefSeq names its product zinc finger protein 85-like. The annotation marks the transcript as partial. The record is from RefSeq and is a predicted model, not a curated record. The transcript has 3 exons. Gene Ontology annotation, biological process: regulation of cytokine production; negative regulation of transcription by RNA polymerase II; regulation of immune system process. NCBI's taxonomy places the organism in Eukaryota, Metazoa, Chordata, Mammalia, Afrosoricida, Chrysochloridae.
AUGAUCAUUGAAGAUGUGGCUGUGGUCUUCACGCACGAAGAGUGUACCUCAGAACUGACUGCACAUAAAAGAAUCCACAGCGGAGAGAAGCCUUAUGUAUGUAAGCAAUGUGGGAAAGCCUUCAGACGGUCCUCACACUGCAGUAGACACAUGCAAACUCAUAGUGGAGAGAGGCCCUAUGAAUGUAAAGAAUGUGGGAAAACCUUUAGAACAACCACACAUCUUACAGGACAUAGAAUAAUCCACAAUGGAGAGAAACCUAAUGAAUGUAAGGAGUGUGGGAAAGCGUUUAGAACAACUUCACAACUUAAAAUACAUAGAGGAAUCCACAGUGCGGAGAGGCCCUAUGAAUGUAAGGAGUGUGGGAAAGGCUUUCUAACACCCUCAAGACUCAGAACACAUAGAAUAAUCCACAGUGGAGAGAAGCCUUAUGAAUGUAAGGAGUGUGGGAAAGCGUUUAAAACAACUUCCCACCUUACAACACAUAGAGGAAUCCACAGUGCGGAGAAGCCCUAUGAAUGUAAGGAGUGUGGGAAAGGCUUUCUAACACCCUCAAGCCUCAGAACACAUACAACAAUCCACAGUGGAGAGAGGCCCUAUGAAUGUAAAGAAUGUGGAAAAGCCUUUAGAAUAACCGCACAUCUUACAGCACAUAGACUAAUCCACAGUGGAGAGAAGCCUUAUGAAUGUAAGGAGUGUGGGAAAGCCUUUAGCAGAACAUCACACCUUAAAUCACAUAGAAUAAUCCACAUUGCAGAGAGGCCCUAUGAAUGUAAGGAGUGUGGAAAAGCCUUUAGAAGUACUGCACACCUUACAAGACAUAGAAAAAUCCACAGUGCAGAGAGGCCCUAUGAAUGCAAGCAAUGUGGGAAAGCCUUUAGAACACCUGCACACCUUAGAAGACAUAGAAGAAUCCACAGUGGAGAGAGACCCUAUGAAUGUAAGGAGUGUGGGAAAGCCUUUUUUCAGUCCUCAAGUCUCAUACAACAUAGAAGAAUCCACAGUGGAGAGAAGCCUUAUGAGUG